AUGGCUCCCUCAACACCCAUAACCUACCCAACCAAGAUGUCCCCCAGCAUCCAAGCCACCUUCAAGCACCACAACGCCCUCCCCCUCUCAGACCGCGAAAAGCCCCUCUUCGUAAUCGACGUCGCAACCGUCAAAGACACCGUCCGCGACUUUAUCGCCUCCAUGCCAUCUACAGCCAACAUCGACGUCGUGCACUUCGGCGCCGUCAAGGCCUGCGCCGCUAAACCCGUCACCGACGUGUACGACCAGCUCCGAUGUGGUUUUGAUUGCGCUUCCAAGGGUGAAGCCAAACCUCUUGUUGACCAAGGUAUCAAUCCUGCUCGUAUUUCACUUGGGAAUUGCAAUCUUCCUACUAAUGAGCUUGAGUGGGGUAUUGAUGUUGGGAUUCAGUAUUUUGCUGUUGAUAGCACUUCGCAGGUGCACCGUAUGCUCGAGGCAGCGGGUCGUGUUGCUAAGCGAAAGGGUUGUGAGGUGGCUACUAUUCUCGCUAAUAUCAAACCCUUCUGUCGUCUUCUCUGUUCUGGAAAAGGUUCUGACAAGCCUUUCUCCGCCAAGUUCGGUGUCGACCCCGAAAUGGCCUUUACUGUCAUCGAGGAAGCUCAGGCGCAUGGUCUCACUUUCAUCGGUCUCUCUGGUCAUCCUGGUACCCAGAACCUCGCUACCGAUGCUUUCGUCCAGUUCGCCAAGCUCUUCCGUGGUGUCUUUGACCGUGUCAAGACUGAACUCGGAAUCACUAUGACUCUGGCUAACAUUGGUGGAGGAUGGGCUGGUAUCUCUACCAAGACUGCCCCUUCUUUCGCCGACUACAAUAAACCCACCAUCAACAUCUUUUCCUCCGUCUUUGCAGACUGGCCCGUCAAACUUAUCAUGAUGACCGAGCCCGGACGAGCUUUCAUCUCCAAGGCUGGAUGGCUUCAGACCCAUGUCAUCAACGUCUCAAAGCACACCGCUGGUGCUUCUAUUUCGCGCGUCUUUCUCUCCGUUGGUACUCUCCACGGAUUGAACGAGGCCAACAAGAUUUCCUUCGAGUGGCACACUUCUGCUCCUUCUGAGAAGACCAAAGCUUGUGUUCUGUAUGGUGCUAGCUGUGAUAGCUCCGACAUCAUCCUUGGAAAGGACGCCAAUGGAAGGGAGAAGACUGUUGAUCUUCCUGAUGUGCUUGCUCCGGAUCACCUCGUCUGGGUCUAUGGUCCUGCUGCCUAUGGGCCCGACUACUCAACUUCCUUCAACGGCGUUCCUCCCCCCAAGGUCGUCUACAUCAACUCCAAGUAG
Molecule: messenger RNA, 1272 nt
Organism: Fusarium tjaetaba
Lineage: Eukaryota; Fungi; Ascomycota; Sordariomycetes; Hypocreales; Nectriaceae
Product: ornithine decarboxylase
Exons: 1
Coding region: 1-1272 (423 amino acids)
Cellular component (GO): cytoplasm
Molecular function (GO): ornithine decarboxylase activity
Source: RefSeq, a predicted model, not a curated record